AUGGGUUGUUUUUAACCUAAAGGCAUGAAUAAAAUUGUUGCAAUGCAAACUACAAAUAGGGAUUACAUUUUUACAUCAACAGCUGACAUUCAUAAAAUAUUUUCGUUUGGGAAGGUUUUGGGAAUUGGUGCCUUUGGCAAAGUUCUCAGUGCUAGAAGAAGAAAUAACAACGAUAAAUAAUUUGCUAUCAAAAUGAUCGAUAAAAAAACAGUCAAAGGCAGAGAAGCCAUGUUGGCAAAUGAAAUUUAUGUAUUAUAAAGACUGGAUCAUCCCAACAUUAUAAAAUUCCAUGAAGUAUAUUAAAGCGAGCUGUAUUUCUACAUAUGCAUGGACAAGUGUAGGGGUGGUGAACUAAUGGAGUCUAUUCCCAAAAAUUAAAAAUCAUAUACUGAAUGCUAAAUUAGAGGGAUUAUGGUUAAAGUAUUAUUCAUUUUUAAAUAUUAGAUUUUUUCAGCUAUCGCUUACAUACAUGACUAAGGUAUUAUACACAGAGACAUUAAACCGGAAAAUAUUUUAUUUUCAGAUUGCGAUAUAAAUUCAGAGCCUAAAUUGAUAGAUUUCGGCCUCUCUGUUAAAUAUGAUGCAUUUAGCUACAAGUAUCUAUCAUUAACAAUCAUUCUCUAGUAAACUUAAGUCAGGAGUAGGUACUCCAGUGUAUUUGGCACCAGAAGUAAUUGAGGGGACAUAUAAUGAAAAAUGUGAUGUUUGGAGUCUAGGUGUCUUAUUGUUUAAUAUGUUGGUUGGAUAUCCACCGUUUUAUGGCAAAAAUCGAUAAGACCUUUACGAUAGCAUUCGAUAUUAAAAUGUAUGAAAUUUCAAUUAAUUCUUAGCUAAUAUUUGAUAAAAAACAUUGGAGGAAUAUAAGUGAUGAAGUCAAAGAUCUACUUAAACGAAUGCUAAACAAAAACCCAAUUGCUCGAAUAUCAUCUAAGGAAUGUCUUCAACAUCCCUGGUUCUAAUUGCCUUUUAAUGAAGGAAUGCAGAGAGCUUCCAGGAGGAGCACUGGCUUCUCAAAUACUGCAUCAGAGGAUGAUUAGAGAACCUUAUAUUAGAUGCUUAAGACUUAUAGACUCGGAGCGAAGUUUAAAAGAGAAGUAAUGAAGGUUCUGGUCAAUCAAAUGAAUGAAAAAGAUUUAGCCAAACUUCAAUUCAUUUUUAAAAAGAUCGAUUUAAAUAAUUCUGGAACCAUUACUGUGCAAGAAUUACAUCACGCUUUACAAUAAGAGGUAUAAAAUAUAAACCUAUAUUUUAUAGGGUUCUCAAGCUACUUUAGAAGAGAUUGAGGAGAUUAUGGAAAAAAUUGGUUAUGACGUUGAUGAUAUGGAUGAUAUCACCUUGUCAAAUUCACAUAGGUCCAAUCUAAAGCCUGCUACUAUUAAAUAUAGUAAUUUCUUGACUGCAUGUAUUGAUGAGAGGAGAGUAUUUACGAGAGAAAAGUUAUGGUCUAUUUUCAAGUAUUUUGAUACUAGAAAUGAAAAUCAUCUAUCUAGAGAAGCCAUAAGGGAAUCCUUUGCUAGACACGGUCGUUCAGUACCAAAUGAAAUAAUCGAUUAAAUGAUUGCUGAAGUCGAUCCACUAAAUGAGAAUAGGAUUCAUUUCGAUACUUUCUGUUAGAUGAUGGGUCUAGCUGGAGUAUAAGAAACCUUAGAAUUCAAAGACGAACUCAAAGAUCCUUCAUCUUUAGCUCAUUCAAUAUAAUGA
Molecule: messenger RNA, 1701 nt
Organism: Paramecium octaurelia
Lineage: Eukaryota; Ciliophora; Oligohymenophorea; Peniculida; Parameciidae
Source: the annotation of a GenBank genome assembly